GCGUCAAGGCCGUAAAACGUAUCAGUGCACGCCCGGACGCGAGAGUUGGCCAUGUCGCAAUGACUCGGAGCUUCCAGGAGUAUCAGCAGGAGAAACGCGAGAGGGAGUGGAAGGACAAGGUCCAGGCGCGCAAGGCGAUCCUGGGCAACGCGGAGCGGGUCUCGCGGGCAAGCAGCUUCAAAGAGAUCGGCAACGAGAAGUUUAAGUGCGGGAACCUAUUGGAGGCUCGGGACUACUACAGAGAGGCCAUCAUCUACGUUGAAGAUCUGGUUGAUGCGCGGCGGAAGGAGCGGAAUGAGCUGCUGGUGCCUUUGUACUCUAAUCUCGCGCAGGUCUAUCUCCGCAAUGGGGACAUGGAAUUCGCUGAGGAGGUUUGUGGCAAGGCGCUGCAGAUCGCAGAGUUGCCCAAGAACGCCGUGCCCAGUGGGCUGCGUGCGAAGGCUCUUUUUCGCCGCGGCCUGGCGCGGAAAGGCCUGGGAAAGAACGAGGAAGCCAAAGAAGACUUCCAGGCGGUGCUGAAGCUCCAACCUGAUCAUCAGGAAGUGCUCAAGGAGCUGGCGUCCGUGCGCGCGAAGCUCGCGGAGGCCGCGCGCGAGGCGAAGGUCGCCUGGGGCGGCUUUCUGCAGAAGGAAGCGGUCAAGCGCGACCAGGCGGAAGAGAAGCGUCGAUUGGAGCAACGCCGCAAGGAGCGGCUGGCCAAAGCGCAGGAGCGGCAGCAGAUGCAGGGCGCCUUUGAGAAGCUCUCGAAAGGCAAGAUGCUGUACGAAGCACGGGAAAAGGAGAUGGAACCCGUGCGAAAGAAGGAGGAGGAGAAGAAGCAGACGCUCGAGCUGGAGCAGAAGCUGCUGAACAUCAUCGACGAGUCCAAGGGCAAGGAGAAAACCGAGGACUUCGAUGAGUUUAUCAAGCAGAAGGAGGCUCGCGCAUGCGAGCAAAGCGGCGAGCUACAGCAGAAGAAAAAGGUUUUAGACAAGGUCAAGAAGGAAGAGCAGUGGGCAGAGGAUGAUGCUUGGCGAGAGCAGCGAGUAGAGCAUCGAAAGCAGAUAGAGGCCGCGGGGCCCAGGAUAACACCUCAGAUGUGGGAAGCCAAGCAGGUGGACCGAUGGUGCCGCCAGCGCCUGCGGGAUCUGCUGGUCCCUUCGUUGCUCCAGUCCGACCUCGCGCCGGACCUGGCGCAGCAGGUGGAGGAUCCGCCAAAGGAGGGCCCGGUGCUGCGGGCGCUGGUCACCGACGUGCUGAAGUUAGAAGGCGAUGCAUCUGUGAUUCGCCUGAACCCGCAGAAGCGCCCGCUGCAUUACUUUGACUACUUCCUGAAGCUGGAGUGGGAGGUCCACGUGUCCUCCCGCGAGGAGUCUUCCUACCGCACUGCAGAGGCCCUCAUCUCCGUGGCUGCGAAGGACGCGGAGCAGAAGGCACCUGCCUCGGUGGCAAAGAAUCGGACCCUGGGUGGCACUGUCAAGAUCCGGGAGUUUUCCUCCGAGGAGCUGCCGGCAGAUGGCCAGUGGCCGUUGGUGGUGAAGGUGAAGCACCGCCACGAGAACCCGAGCCUCCAGGAGUUGUCCCAGAAGCUCGCGGAGGGACUUUUCCAGGAGGUGCAAGAGCUUCUGAGCCGCUGGCACGAGGAGUACACAGAGUACUGGGGCAGUGACUGAUUAGACUUAGUCCGACAUCGGUUGCACUGUUGCACUUCCGCGACGGUUCAAGGGUGGCAC
Molecule: messenger RNA, 1712 nt
Organism: Effrenium voratum
Lineage: Eukaryota; Dinophyceae; Suessiales; Symbiodiniaceae
Source: the annotation of a GenBank genome assembly